Messenger RNA from Solanum verrucosum, 393 nucleotides. Its product is annotated as primary amine oxidase-like. The coding region runs from base 1 to 393 and encodes 130 amino acids. Lineage: Eukaryota; Viridiplantae; Streptophyta; Magnoliopsida; Solanales; Solanaceae. Gene Ontology annotation, biological process: amine metabolic process. The transcript is spliced from 2 exons. The record is from RefSeq and is a predicted model, not a curated record. Gene Ontology annotation, molecular function: copper ion binding; primary methylamine oxidase activity; quinone binding.
AUGAUAGUGGUGAACCCCAACAAGAAGACUGAGGUUGGGAAUGAAAUAGGCUACUGUUUGAUCCCGGGUGGAUCUGCAACAAGUCCAUUGUUAAGUGACAAUGAUUACCCACAAAUCCGCGGAGGUUUUACCAAGUACAAUGUGUGGGUAACACCUUAUAACAAGUCUGAGAAAUGGGCAGGAGGAUUAUAUACUGAUCAAAGCCAUGGGGAUGAUACAUUAGCCAUAUGGAGCCUCAGGGAUAGGGAAAUCAAGAACAAGGAUAUUGUAUUAUGGUACACAUUUGGUGUUCAUCAUGUACCCAAACAAGAAGAUUUUCCAAUUAUGCCAACAUUAAGCACUAGUUUUGAGCUCAAGCCUACUAAUUUCUUUCAGCAUAAUCCAGUUCUUUAA